Messenger RNA from Salvia hispanica, 1084 nucleotides. The record is from RefSeq and is a predicted model, not a curated record. Lineage: Eukaryota; Viridiplantae; Streptophyta; Magnoliopsida; Lamiales; Lamiaceae.
AUGGAGGAAAUAGAAACCCCAUGCUACUUCCUCUGCCCCAUCUCAAUGGAGCCGAUGAUCGAUCCGGUCACCGUCUCCACGGGCAUCACCUACAACCGCCACACCAUCGAAAAAUGGCUAUCCUCUUCCAAAACCCCCACCUGCCCCGUCACCAAACAGCCCCUAAACCCCUCCUCCGCCGCCCUCACCCCCAACCACACCCUCCGCCGCCUCAUCCACGCCUGGCCCCACCCCAAACCCACCCAAAUCGAGCCCUCCGAUUCAGAUUUAAAGUCCUUCUUCACCGACAAUACCAGCAUUCUCGAAACACUGAUCCAACAAUUAACAACCGGCGACACCGGAGCCCGAGCAAGAGCGAUGACCCUAAUCGGAAAGGCCUACGCAGUGGCCGACCCGAUCCACCUGAUCGGGGCGGGGAAGGAGGUGUUCGUUGAAGCGGUGAGGAUGAUCAAAGAGGGGGUUUCUAAGAAGGCGGCGGUGAGGCUGGUGGUGGAGCUUUGCCCGUGGGGGAGGAACCGGGUGAAGGCGGUGGAGGCGGGGGCGGUGGCGGCGGUGGUGGAGAUGCUGCUGGAGAGCGGGGAGAGGAGGGAGUGCGAGCUGGGGAUGGCGGCGCUGGAGCAGGUGUGCAGGUGCGCGGAGGGGCGGGCGGAGCUGCUGAGCCACGGGGCGGGAUUGGCGGUGGUGUCGAAGAAGAUACUUAGGGUUUCGGGGGUGGUUAGUGAUAGGGGGGUGAGGAUUUUGGGGUUGAUUUCGCGGUAUUCGGCGAAUUCUAGGGUUUUAGAGGAGAUGGUGGAGGUCGGGGUGGUUGCUAAGCUGUGCUUGGUGUUGCAGGUAGUGGCUAGUCACAAGACUAAAGAGAGGAUUAGGGAGAUUUUGAGGUUGCAUUCUAGGGUUUGGAAGGAGUCUUCAUGUAUACCACCUCAUUUGCUUUCUUUUUAUCCAUCUUAAUUAGUCAUCUCAUGCCAAACAUACAUGGGAUGUUUUCUUUUUAUUCCUAAAUACAAUUGACCAAUGGCGAAGCCAAGAAAUAAUGUAAGUGCAUCAAGGGAAUUUUUAUACGAUCCUCACUCUCUGUGUUACUAAA